GGCCCCGGACGUCGCUGAUCACGUGUUUUCGACUCCGAUUCGCUGAAGUUGGUGAAAAAGUUUGACAAGACCGAGGCGCCUCGCAAGAGCAGCUAAAGACCCGGGGAAAAGAGCUCGAUUGUCGGCGUGAGACGGUGAAUUCGGCCGGAGGAUCGAUGGAGUCCGUCGCUCAGAAAGUGCUGACUUCAGGAUUCAACCUCGACUUGGGUCCCCUGAAGGAGCCUUUGGCGUUUAUCCGUCUGCUGGAAUGGUUUUUCUCCAUAUUUGCAUUUGCCACCACCGGAGGUUACAGCGGCUCCAGCAGCAUCAACGUCAAGUGUCCUGGAGCGACCAGCCAGGAGAUCCACGCUGACUUCAACUACCCGUUCAACUUGAUGCAGCAUCCCUACUUGGUGCCUGACUGUAAAGUCAACUCCACGGGCCAAGAGAAGCUCUUCCUGAGGGGUGAUCAUGCAUCCUCCGCGCAGUUCUACGUCUGUGUCGGAGUGUUUGCCUUCCUCUACAGCACUGCCACUCUUAUCCUCUAUCUGGGCUACCAGCACUUGUACCAGCAGACCAGCCGUGGCCCCAUUGUGGAUUUGUUGGCGACUGCAGCGUUCACCUUCCUCUGGCUGGUGUCGUCUUCUGCCUGGGCUAAAGGCUUGACUGAUGUGAAGUUUGCCACCAGUCCUGCCACCAUUUUAACCGACGUUGCGGUGUGCAAACAGGCCAACGUGUGCACCACUGGAGCGGUGCCGCACAUGGGCCGACUCAACGCGUCUGUGAUAUUCGGCUUUCUCAACCUCAUCCUGUGGGGCGGCAACUGCUGGUUCAUUUAUAAGGAAACGCCGUUCCAUAAAUCAGCCAACCAGCCGGCGGAUGUGGAGGGGGGCCCGAGGCCUUCGUAACCACCCAGCUUCCUCAUUUCUGGAUGUCUAACAUAUAGUGUUAAUAAACGAGUAGUUUGGUUGAUGACUGAUGAGCUAAAACUUGCUCGAGGAGUAAUAUACCUGUGAAACUGCCCGCUUUUUGUUUUUUUGCGGCGGUUAUUUGUUCGACUGAUCUAAUUUCAAACGCAUUUCAAAAGGCACUAAUAUUUAAGUUGGCUGAAAUUAACAAGUAGGACACAAAAAUGUUGCUUUAUCAGGUGCUCAGUUGGCACCUUUUAACCGUUCAAACCCAAAAUGAAAUUUCCCUUAUUUCGAAUUGCAGCUGUGUGGCGUUUCUGCACCAUGCGUUUGCCAUUAAAUUUCCUUUUAAAGACUCAGGGUUCAUGUGUGUUUAGACAAAAUGGUAAAAUAAGUAUUAGACCAAACAUCACUUUAAGUGCAUUUAUUGUUAAGACAAGCAGAAACCUAAUCAAAGUUCAGUUUAACAGACCAACUUGUGAUUCUAUAAUCUUAUAGCUCAUUUGAAAGAAUAAUUCAGGCGCCGAUGUGAGAUUAUCUAUGGCGGGUAAGGGAAAUUUUAUUUCAGCUGUUUUUGUCUUGUGUCAUCUUUCAUCAAUCCGUUAUGUUUGACUGAUGUCUGAGUAUAAUUUGAGCUUGCUGCUUCUGUCCAUUCAGCGCUUAAAACAACAUGAAACUAACUAUUACUGAGGUCAAGUUUACAGGCGUUUCCUUUAAGAUUACUUUUCUGUUCAUCUUUGUGAUGAUUAAUUGUAACAUAUCCUGUCAAGACCCAGCAGUAUUUGAAACCCACUGUGCCAUCUAUAGCUUGACUUCAGACAGGUGGUGGUAGUUUUUUGACAUUUUCCUGAAACAAUUCUAUUUGUUUUGCUCUUGCCUGGCUUCUACCUCCUUUUUGUUACAAGGGAAUGAAAGUUUUCUCUGCUUCUGCCAUUGUUACACCUUUUUCUAUAUUGCUUUUCUUGUUACCAAAAUCAUCAGUUACAGAUUAAGAUCUUGUUACAAUCCCAAAAAUAUUUUGUGCAUCAAUUAAAUAAAAGAACCGGAGGUGAAGCUAC
This is a messenger RNA of Salarias fasciatus (jewelled blenny), 1945 nucleotides long. It is a transcript of the gene sypl2b, whose product is annotated as synaptophysin-like 2b. Gene Ontology annotation, cellular component: synaptic vesicle membrane; synaptic vesicle. The record is from RefSeq and is a predicted model, not a curated record. The transcript has 6 exons. Bases 156 to 887 code for a protein of 243 amino acids. Lineage: Eukaryota; Metazoa; Chordata; Actinopteri; Blenniiformes; Blenniidae.